Molecule: messenger RNA, 432 nt
Organism: Magnolia sinica
Lineage: Eukaryota; Viridiplantae; Streptophyta; Magnoliopsida; Magnoliales; Magnoliaceae
Exons: 2
Coding region: 1-432 (143 amino acids)
Source: RefSeq, a predicted model, not a curated record
AUGAAGAGGAGGUUUUACGUAGUGUUUGAGGGAAGAACGCCCGGCAUAUAUGAGACGUGGGAGGAGUGCAAAGCUCAAGUUCAUGGAUUCAGUGAAUGCAAACACAAGUCAUUCGCGGCUUAUGAAGAUGCCAUGCUUGCAUGGAAUCAACACAAGACCACCGCCAUCGGUAGAGGAGUGGAUGAAACAGAUUUAACUCAGUACGUUCGUGCAUCAGCUACUACCAUGAUAAUGGAUAGCGGGACAUGUGUAGCUGCACCCAUAGAGCCAACAGUAAUUGGUGACAAUGGUCCGCAGGAUGACAAUGAAGAAAGAGUGGGACCUGAUCGUCCAGGAAAUGACCUACAUUUCCCUUGUCCGCUUGCUGGUUUGCCGUUUGAUCUCUUCAUAUUGUUUGCGGCUGUUUACGUGAAUGUCCGCAGCAGUGGAUAA